This is a messenger RNA of Coprinopsis cinerea okayama7#130, 1236 nucleotides long. RefSeq lists its product as hypothetical. The record is from RefSeq and is a predicted model, not a curated record. The coding region runs from base 1 to 1236 and encodes 411 amino acids. The transcript is spliced from 10 exons. NCBI's taxonomy places the organism in Eukaryota, Fungi, Basidiomycota, Agaricomycetes, Agaricales, Psathyrellaceae.
AUGGUCGCCCUCGUUACCUUCUCUGGACUGGUCACUGUUUGUACGGCUGCGCCUUCGUUCGUCAAGCCCAAGUCGUACACUUCGCCUGAAGGAAAUUAUUCCACUGAGAUUAUUUUGUCCGCUGAAACCGUCUCCAUCGAUCCUGCAGCUCGCACAAUUACGAUGGAUUGGUUUCCACAGUUAUACACUCCUUAUGUGAAUUGCAGUGCGGUCGUCCAUGCCCCUGUGAUACGCGAAGUCUACAUGGCGCGGUACGUUCCCCCAGAGUUGAUGGACCAGUCGAGCCCCACUUGGCGACAAGAGGACCCGCCUCUCCCGAUAUUCAUAUUCAACACCGAUGAUUUUUGCCCCACUUACACCUGGCCUGGCGCGGUUUCUGUCAGAACCGUAACCAAACUGUUCCCUACCUCUGGGAAACCAUACGAUGGAUUCUUGUCUGCUUCCCUCACGGCUUAUCCUGAAGAACGAUAUGAGGCGCCUUUCCAAUUCUAUGUAAGGAACCCGGAUAGUGGGCGCUUGAGAGCGCUGACUGUGUAUAACCUUACCUCGUCUACGCUGGGAUUCGACAUUUCUAUAUCUACUAUUCUAGUGGCGGGUCCACGAUCGGAAGACCAGAAGCUCCAAUUCACCAUGCACAUCACUCGCUCUGUAUCCGUCAAGUUGUUUGUCUACUCUGCGGUGGUCAUGAGCUGGCUUGUGACUCUGGCUUUCCUUACUAUAAUCGCGGCAGCAGGCGUGUACUCUUCGCAUACCAUAUACGCGGAGAUGUUCGUCGUUCCUAUUGGUGCCCUGUUUGCUUUUGCGAGUAUUCGGGCCAAUCUACCCGGGGCCCCAGAUGGCUUUGGAACUAUCCUUGACACUUUUUCUAUAAUCCCUGUGCUGAUAAUCAUGUCUUUAUCGAGUUUUAUUUUACUUGUGGCCGUGUUGUAUAAACGCAUCAAGUACGACCCUUCGCCUCCACUAAGCAGCGCGAUCGGGACCCUCUUGCACCUUCGCCAUUCAACUUGCCCUUACGGGUGUGAAGGGGACACUGCAAUAUCUUCGAUAAACGGUGUGGUGAUCGAUACCCCAAAUGCGUUCCACGUCGACGAUGCCGCAUCUAAAUUAAACGGCAAGCAGACCACGGGGUCAAGUGUACCUUCAAGUGACACUCAUUUGGGCCCUGUUGAAUGGGCUUCGUCGUACCAUGGAGCUACGAGUUCAAGUUGUCGGUUGUCUGAAUCAGAUAGUAUCUAG